AGUUUUUCCAGAAUGGAGUAAAAAAAAUAGUGUUUUUCUUGCACAUAAUUGCACUAGUUAGUGUUCAUUUGUAUUAUUUCUGUUCACGUCGUUUAUACCGUUACCUCUUCAAAGUUUGCUCAAUGAGUUCCCCACUCGUCGAGUAACACAUGAGAGUAUAGCUGUAAGUUUGACAAUUUUUUUUAUGCAUCAGCAUUAUAAUCCAUUCAAAUGCGGGAGUCUGUCAGAAAAACCCUGGAUAAUCCCUUAUUGGACAGCCACCUUAAGAGCUGGUUUGCUAUUUUCCUAAUUGAUAUAGAGAUUAAGGCUGACAAAAAGCGGUAUAUACAACCCAAUCACAUAACCAAGCCCACCACUCGUACGUGUUUUGCUUGGUAUAAGAAGACAGAUAUAAAUUAAUGCUUUGGGACUAAACUAAACUUGAAGUCGGUUAGCUUGCAAUAUGGAGUUUGCUUGGCCAGGUUUAAUGCCGUGUCUUGGCUGUCCCCAAUGUCUAACGUCAAGGUUUUUUGAAGGACCUCCACGAAAACAACGUCGUGAGCGUACGACUUACACCAAAGCUCAGCUUGAAAUUCUGGACGAGCUAUUUGCUAAAACAAAAUAUCCGGACAUCUUUAUGAGGGAGGAAGUUGCUAUGAAAAUUAAUCUUCCGGAAAGCAGAGUACAGGUAUGGUUUAAAAACAGAAGGGCUAAGUUUCGACAGCAAAACAAGCAACAACAAGGCGCCCCAAGCAAGCCUAAACCAACAGCAGCUAAGCCAAGAAAGAGCCCCACGCCACCUGCUUCACAGCAUGUCCAAGAUCCAUCGCCAAAGCCAUCCCCCAUAGCACAGGCACCCCCUCAACAGUUCAACAACUUUACUUUUAAUGGUCCCAAUUGGCCUAGCAAACACAAUAUGCAAGAAAUGGCCAACUUCCACAGACAGGCCAACUAUCAAAAAUUUAUCAAUAACGGAAUGAAUGGAUUCCCUCCGUCUAAUUUUGGGCCCACUUCGUCACCGCAAGCUCAUUUCUACCCAAGCCACGAACAGUACUUCUCCUAUAUGUCAAAUGCUGGACCCGUCUCAAAUGAGAUGUCCCGGAAUCGAUUAGAAUCCACUAUGAUGUGCUGAAAGUUCCAAUAUUUCAUGAAAUUUGCCACCAAGCUUUAUAACUCUUCAGAAGAAAUUCUUAGUGUGUAUUAUGCCAUAUGGCUGUAUAUAUUAGAUGUAAAAGAAGCUCGUCCUCGAACUGGUGAGAAUAGAAUAACUAUUACCGGCUGAGCAGGAAAGAAGUUUCGAUGUUAACUAUUCAAACAGCUCCUGCAUAUCCUCUUUUGUUAGCAUUUCCCAUUAACAUCACUUCGAAAAAAAUAUUAACUCUGGGCCAGAUUUCCGCAUGUGUGUUUAGGUUUCAUUUGGUUUAAGUAACCUGUAACAGCUUAACACAGUGCUCCGCCUCAUAAGCUUUUAAAUAUGAACAAAGCAGGUAUUCAUUUUUCUUUUUCACCAGUAAGUAUAGUUCAAAAUUUCGGAUAAUCUUAUCGAGCUCUACCUAGCCUAUAUUGAGUCUGAUCUUAUUCCUAGUAGCAUAUUUAAAGCACCUUCAGCGUCAAUUAUAAACAAGAUAAAAACGUUACGAUCCUACUGGUUUGUUCCUUCGAACCUAAAGGUAGCAUCUGUACACGUCUUUCGCAAUGUUAAGAUUUAUAAAGAUGAUUUAAGUUUAUUGUUCAUAAUAAAGAACAAUGUGAGCCACCAUCGUGACUUCAAUGAAUUUUUUUUUUGUGCCCGCUUUUAGAUGGAUCUAUAGAAUGCCAACAAUGCACAAAAUGAUAUAAAUGUCAAAAUAUAUGUACUGAGAAAGGAAUUUAAAUAUUGUUCUGAAACUAUGAUAUUCGACGAAUAAACCAUUAAGUUGUUUUCUUAAGCUA
This is a messenger RNA of Pocillopora damicornis (cauliflower coral), 1911 nucleotides long. RefSeq lists its product as uncharacterized. Gene Ontology annotation, biological process: regulation of transcription by RNA polymerase II. The record is from RefSeq and is a predicted model, not a curated record. Gene Ontology annotation, molecular function: DNA-binding transcription factor activity, RNA polymerase II-specific; RNA polymerase II cis-regulatory region sequence-specific DNA binding. Gene Ontology annotation, cellular component: nucleus. Lineage: Eukaryota; Metazoa; Cnidaria; Anthozoa; Scleractinia; Pocilloporidae.